AUGCACAUAAAAUAUCACUCUGUCAAGCCCGAAGUCGAGAGCGUUCUGGCGGGCGGUCUCCCGAACCAAUAUAAGAAAAUAUUGCAGAUGGCGUGCGAAAGCAGAUCUCGAGUGCAACAAAACGACCUACUUCUUCAUGAGGCAGUGAUCAAAAACGAGCCUGCUGCUGUUCGCGAAGCGCUACAGCGGCCCACAGACGUCAAUUGCAGGAACAAUUAUGGAAGAGCACCGAUCCACUGGGCGGCAAGCAGGGGCAAUGUAGAAAUUAUAAAACUCCUUAUCGACGCCAAAUGUGAUAUUGAAGCUGCCGACAAAUUCGGCAUGCGACCUCUACUGAUGGCAGCAUGGCAUGGUCACUUGGAAGCGGUGAAGACCCUCGUCACGGCUGGCGCCUGCCUCGCUGCUAUUAAUAAGGUAUGA
Hyposmocoma kahamanoa is the source of this 420-nucleotide messenger RNA. RefSeq names its product myotrophin-like. The record is from RefSeq and is a predicted model, not a curated record. Bases 1 to 420 code for a protein of 139 amino acids. Gene Ontology annotation, molecular function: protein binding. Lineage: Eukaryota; Metazoa; Arthropoda; Insecta; Lepidoptera; Cosmopterigidae. The transcript is spliced from 4 exons.